UUCAGUUAGCGAUUACAAGUUUUACUACAUACUAGAUAAAAUUAGAUAAAGUUUACUAAAUGUUACGUGUCUAAGUGAAACAUGACUUUGUAAUUAUCGUUUUCAGUGAAAGAGCCUAAAUGGAGGAAUAUUUUUGUUAUGUUAAGUUAAAGAAGACUACUUUUGUAGUUUUUUUAGAUAUUUGUGUUUACUACAAAAAUAGAUGGGAGUGUGUGUGGAUAGUGUAGGUAGUGUGGUGUGGGUUCAGUGAUGGCAACUACAAGUAGUUAUUACGAGCGGAAAUAUGGCACUUCAAGGAAGCCUCCGAGAGUUCUUAGUAACUACACCAAGUUCCUGAAGAAUUUGCACACUGAGCAGAUCGCGAAGCUCCACGCCAAGAACCAGCAUGAGUGCGACUUGCUGGAGGACCUGCGUACGUACACCAUCAAGCGCUCCGCCAUAGAGAAGUCCUACUCCGAGGCGCUGCUCAAGAUCUCUUCUGCCUACCUGAAUAAGAAGAUCCCCAACAUCCCCGACAUCAAGGUGGAUGGAGCGGAGGAGAAAUGGAAUAUGUGGAAUGUAUGGCGUACGGUGCUGGAGGAGAAUGAGAAGCUGGCCAGGGCCCGCCUGGCUGCCGUCGAGGUGUUCCAGCAACAGAUCGCUGAUGAAGCCAAGUUCUUGCGACAGCACAAGCUGAAUGUCGCCAAAAAGUGCACGGACUCGCUUGCGCAAGCGCACAAGGAGCUGCAGUUGACUGUCUCUGACGUGGACAAGACCAAGAAGCUGUAUUUUGACGAGGAGCACACCGCCCACGAUGUCCGCGAUAAGGCCAAGGACAUUGAGGAAAAGCUCAAGAAGAAGAAGGGCUCGUUCUUCCAGUCGAUCACGUCACUGCAGAAGAACAGCGCGAAGGUGUCCUCCCGCCGCGACCAGCUCGAGGAGAAGUCCACGGGAGCCAGGAACGAUUACCUGCUCAGCAUCGCAGCCGCCAAUGCUCACCAGAACCGCUACUUCCUGGUGGAACUGCAGAAUUGCAUGCAAAGCAUGGAGUCCUCGGUCUACGAGAAGGUCUCCGAGUUCCUGACUCUGAUGGGGCGCACGGAGCUACUGACCUGCUCCGCCACCCAGCACUCCUUCGGCAAGAUCAGGGACCAAGCACAGCAACUGACGCGCGACUACAACUUGCAAUGCGUCUACCUUUACUACCCAGUGCUGAAGCAGCAUAUCCAGUACGAGUACGAGGCGUGCGACAACGACCCUGUGGAGACGGUGACGAUGGAGCACGAGUCGGUGGUGUCGACCCUGGCCCAGGAGGCGCGCCGCUGGGCCACUCGGGUGGUCCGUGAGACCGCGCUGGUGCGCGAUGCUACGCGCAAGCUGCACCUGUAUCAGGCUAUGCGCGAUGCUGGGCAGAAGGUGGACCCGAACGACCCGAAUGGUCCGGAGCUGGAGGUGCGAAUGGACGAGCUUCGCGCGAACAUUCGCCGCUCGGAGACGUCGAAGGCGAAGUACGAGGCGCGGCUGGAGUGCCUGCGCGUGAGUGGCGCGCCGGUGGACGAGUGGCUGAAGGAGGUGGACCUGCUUGCGGUGCAGGACACGCUGCCCCGGAGCAGCAGCCUGCUGAGCGUGCGCACCGACGCUUCUGGGGCCGCCGACCAACCGAGCUCCGACUCGUUCUACGACAGCGACAACACGGAGGGCGAAGCCGCCACGUCUGCCGGGCCGACCGGGACCGGCCACCAGCGCACCACCUCCGGCUCUUCGCAGCAGGAUGACGAUCGUGAAGAUGAAGUAGAUGGUAAUCCAAACUUGGAAGAAGAACGCAAGCGCAUGGAGCAACUGUCCGGAGGCUGGGACGACCCCACGCAGGUCAAUUGGGACGAGGCGGAGGCGGACAUCGCGACCACGUCCGGGACGGUCGAGCCACCCGCCGCUCCGCUGUACAAAUGCACUGCACUGUACUCAUAUACAGCUCAGAACCCAGACGAGCUGUCGAUCAUCGAGAGCGAGCAACUAGAGGUGGUGGGCGAAGGCGACGGCGACGGCUGGCUGCGCGCGCGCAACUACCGCGGCGAGGAAGGCUACGUGCCGCACAACUAUCUCGACGUCGACAGGGAGGAGCAGGCCUCAACCUCUGGCCCGGGCCUGGUCGCCCAGAUAUCGUUCUCGUCGGUCGACUACACGGUGGAGGGCGAAGACGCCGACGUGGUCCAGUCUCCGGACCAGAUCUCCGUGAUCUCGGCCCCCGUGGCCAAGCCCGAAGAGCCGAAGGCCGAGGAGCCGGUGGUCGAGGAGCCGAAGCCCGAGCCCGAGCCGCCGAGGGUCGAAGGACCGACCCUGGGGUACUGCUUCGCUCUCUACGAUUAUGAGUCCGAGGCCGCAGACGAACUCAGCUUGGAAGAAGGAUCGAUAAUCCGCGUGACAUCGCGCGAUGCCCACGGCGUGGACGAUGGCUGGUGGCGCGGGGAGGUCAACGGGAUCUUCGGCAACUUCCCCUCGCUCAUCGUGGAGGAGUGUGAUGAGAGCGGCGAGCCGCUAAGCAUCGGCGAAGAAGAUUGGACCCCGCCGGGUUCCGCCCCGCCGGUAUUCUCGUCGCCACCUGGCUCCCCGCCGAACGCCGGUUUCGAUGAUGAAAUGGUGGUGGAGAACAACAACACUAAGAGCGCGGCGCCGCCCGCGGCCCCGCCGCCGCCGCCGCCCGCCGACGCCGACGCCGACGUGUCGGGCCCCAGCCAGGCCGAGCUGGCCGAGCUCGCGGAGUUCAGCUUUAAUUUAGAGCUCACUAGGAACCAGCACGAGCAGUAUGGAACCCAGUUCUCGCUGGUCGGACCGCCGACCAUCGUCGCGCCGUCUGUCACUAUUGUGGUCGACGAGGUUGUCGGUGAAAAUUUAUCAGACGAGGAAGAAGAGGUGCCGGCGCCGGCGCCGCCGCCGAGCAAGCCUGUGCCGCCCAAGGCUGAGUUGCCGGCGGAGGACUGCGGGCUGGGCGUGGCGCAGAUCGUCAUCACCGCCGCCACGCCCAUGGUGGAGGAGCCGGAGCAGCCCUUCCCGCCGCCGGAGCCCGAGCCGGAGCCGGAGCGCCAGGACGACGCCGAGCGCUCGGAGGACGUGGACGACGAGGAGUCCUCGCUGUCGGAGCAGACCGCCGUCUGCCUGCGCGACUCCGACGAGGGCCCCGCCGACUCCACGCCGCACCCCGCGUCCAGCUCCACGGGCUCCGAGGCCGGCUCCACGGGCGCGUCCGUGGCCUCGGGGCCGCCCACGGCGCCGCAGUCCCCGCCCGCGGCGCCGCGCGGCGGCCGCGCCUCCAUCCCCGACGAGCUGGAGCCCGCGCAGCUGGCGCGGCUCACCGACCUCAAGGAGUCCAACGCCUAGGCCACCUGCCCUCGCCAGUCACCCUCGGGUAGCCGCUCGGAGCCCGCCUCUGGCCGUCUAUCGAUGACCGUUUCUCUGCUCUGCGACGUUUAGUUCCACCAUCUGCAUACUGCGAGUUUGUACUUUCUUACUGUUUCAAUGUAUACCAUCUUUGUUCUAUAAUUUCUUACCCUUGACGGUUGAUUGUUUCUAAGACGGGCAAUUUAUAUUCACUUCAGCACAGUCACUUGAAAUAUUAUAGCAAAAUAUUAUAGAUGUAAACCAAUUUAUAUUAUCUAGUGAAUUACCCAUUUUGACCAUUUAGAGAAAUAUUGAUAUUGGAUUUUGUUAGUAAUAUUGAUGUUAGGAUUAAUGUUAACUUUUAAUACUUUGUUACCUAUUGUCUAGAGAUUAUAUGUA
Messenger RNA from Ostrinia nubilalis (European corn borer), 3753 nucleotides. RefSeq names its product protein nervous wreck (gene nwk). The record is from RefSeq and is a predicted model, not a curated record. Gene Ontology annotation, biological process: regulation of actin filament polymerization; neuromuscular synaptic transmission. Gene Ontology annotation, molecular function: protein binding. The coding region runs from base 250 to 3354 and encodes 1034 amino acids. Gene Ontology annotation, cellular component: neuromuscular junction; recycling endosome. Lineage: Eukaryota; Metazoa; Arthropoda; Insecta; Lepidoptera; Crambidae. The transcript has 18 exons.